Molecule: messenger RNA, 4458 nt
Organism: Closterium sp. NIES-65
Lineage: Eukaryota; Viridiplantae; Streptophyta; Zygnematophyceae; Desmidiales; Closteriaceae
Source: the annotation of a GenBank genome assembly
AUGGAUUCGUCAGCUGCGGAAUUGUCGCACGAACCUUCUGCGACGGAUACCCCACCGGCAGAUGCAACAACUUCGGUACAGGCGACACCUGCGCCAGACUCCGCUUCAUCAGAUACGCCUGCGUCAGAUACGCCUGCACCAGCGGAUGCGGAGCCUGUCAGGAGCUCUGCGGCACUCGCAUCCACCACCACGGUACAGUCUGACCAAUCGCCAGCUGCAGCAGACGGUACACCAGUGGCGUCAGACACGCCCGUAUCCUCGUCAGCAGGAGACGCAAGCGGUCCCAUUUCUGCUGGUUCCGACGUUCAGCCAGUUCCUUCUGACGUGGCACCGUCGGUUGAUUCUGAUCGUGAUCCUGCCACGUCGUCGGGCCCUGCUCGCCGCAGCGAAGGCGUUGCGGAGAGGCGGGAGGACGGCGCAACGGCUGGCGGAAGGGGCGGAAAUGGUGAAGCGCAGGGAAGCGAGGUGCGCGGAGGGGGAAGCGGCCGAGGGGGAAGCGGAGGAAGGGGAAGAGGUAGGGAAGCUACUAGGACUACCAGCAGCAGCGGUAGGUCCGCGAAACCAGCGUCUGACGCGGUAAGGCGGUACACCGCUGAGGCAUCUGCUCCGCCGGCCUCACUACUGGAGCAGGCGCAGGCGUUACCCGGUUACUCGCUCUUCUCCAAGGGCCUGCAGUCGCUUCGUUCGUCGCUCGCCAGCCCUUCGCCUGACUCUUCGCCAAGCCCUGCGACAGGGAGAGCAGGUGGAGGUGAGGGGGGUAGUGCCAGUGGGUCAGCAGGACGAGGACGAGGAAGAGGAGAAGGGAGAAAAGAAGGCGCAGGUGGGACAACAAGCACGUCUGGUGCUACUGCUGGGCCUGGAGGCGCAGCAGCAGCAGGAGCGGGAGUUGGCGGAGCAGCAGCAGGGGAAGGAGGGGGAGGGGUUCCAGUGGUGCGCAGCGCAUCAGGCGGAGCAGCAGGGCUGGGCGGGCUAGUUGGGGGAGCGGCAGUGGACAGCGCAGCAGUGCGGGAGUCCGCCAAGGAGGUGCUGAAAAGCGCGGAGAAGCUGCAGGAGAACGCGCGCGCUGCCCUGGGGUCGUUCUUCACGUCGCUCUCUGAGAAGGGCACGGGCGCGCCUGGAGGGAGUAGCAGUGGCAGUGCGAGCGGUGGGAGUGGGAGCGGGAGCGGCAGUGGCAGGCAGGCAGCAGCAGAGGCGGCGGCAGCAGCAGCGGCUGGGAUGCAGCAGCUGUGGCAGUCGUUCUCGGUCUCAGCUGCUCCUGCUCCGGCUGCUGCUGUUCCUGGUGCAGGGAGGGGCAGGGGGAGAGGAAGGGGUGGUGGUGGAGGGAGGGGUGGGGAGAGGCGGGGUGGAACAGGUGGGGUUGGUGCGGGUGCAGAGGGGAUCGGAAAGGGGGAUGGUAGUGAAAAGGGAGGAAAGACGGGUGGAGGGAAAGGAGAAGGCAAGGCAGAAGGGAAGGGAGAAGGGAAGGUGGCAGCAGCAGUGGUGGCCGGAGGCAGUGUUGCAGGAGAGAGCGCACAGGGAGGAGGAGUAAAGGAGGGCGAAGGAGAGAAAGGGCCAGGGACAGAAACACGGGAGGAGGGGCGGACGGCGGGAGAUGCAGAAACGAAGGAAGUGGAGGUGGAGAAAGUGAAGGCGGAAGGAGCGGUUGGGAAGGAGGGGGUGACUCAGAAGGCAGAGAAUGAGGGGGAGGAGGGAGGGGAAGCGGGGGAGGGCGAUGAGGAGGAGGAUGGGGAGGAGACCAAGGGUGGCAGUGGGAGUGCUGGUGCUGGUGAUGGUGCUGGUGCUGGUGAUGGUGCUGGUGCUGGUGAUGAUGCUGGUGCUGGUGAUGAUGCUGCUGGGGAAAUAGGCGAAGAGGCAGGGUCGGAGGGAGGAGGAGGAGGCAUUAGGCUGAGUUCUGCUGACAAGGGGAAAGCGAUUGCCUCAGAAGAGGGUGACGCAGGGGAGAGUAAGAAGGGUUUAUUGGAUGGGACUAAAGGCCUGGUCGAAGGGACUAAGGAGCUUGUAGGUGAAGGUACUAAGGGGUUUGUGAUAGGGACGAGAGGGUUGAUGGAGGCGACUAAAGAGUUGGUGGAGGAAGGGAGGAAGGAGAUUGUUGAAGGGACGAUGGAGUGGGUGGAAGAGGGGAAGAAAGGGAUUGCGGGCGGUACGAAGGUGUUACAGGACGGUUCGAAGGUGAUUCAGGAUAGGACGAAGGGGCUGGUGGAGCGGUCGCAGAGUGCAGCAAAGGCGAUACAGACGCAGGCGAAGCACAUGGCGUCGCAUGGCAAGAGGCGGUUCCAGCAGGGCGGGUUUGACCUGGAUAUGACUUACAUCACUGCUGGGGUCAUUGCCAUGGGGUUUCCCGCUGGGGGCGACGUGAAUGCCGGCAUCAUGAGCAUGGUGGAGGGUCUCUACCGCAACCAUGUCACGGAUGUGCUUCACUUCCUCGAGACGUACCACAAGGGUCGCUACAUGAUCAUCAACCUAUGCGCAGAGCCUUUGUACCAGUACGACCCAUCGGUCUUCCACGGCCGUGUGGGGGCGUUCCCCGUUCCCGAGGGGCAGGAGGGGCUCGGUCGCACAGGCCUCAUGACCUCCUCUCUGCUGCUCUUCCUCAACUACUAUGCAACAGCAGACGAGGCGAUUAACUAUUUCAACGCCAAGCGAUGCACCGAUGGAAAGGCCCUUGUGCUGCCCAGCCAAAAGCGCUACGUGAAGUAUUUUGAAGAGAUUCUCAGGGUCAGGCACGGAAUCAUCCCCCCACCCCGCAAGUGUCACAUCCGUGGCCUUCGCAUUCAUCGCUGCCCCUACUGGGUGCGACCUGCCAUUGUCGUCUCCGACCAAUCAGGUGUUCUUUUCAACUCACGCAAGCAUCCAAAGACGAAAGACUUCAUGCCGGAUGACAUGUGGCACCAGUCGACACAGAGGGAGGGCGUUGUGGUGUUCGCCCUGCCUGGCGAGCGUGGAUUGGCCCCCGUGGAGGGCGACUUCUGCCUCAAAUUCAUCGACCGCAACGGAGAGUUCUACUGUUGGCUUAACACAGGCAUGAUUCCCAACCGCCUUGUCAUUCCGUGUGAAGAAUUCGACAACUUUGACAAGCGCCGUCUCCCCUCGCCCGGGCUGCAAGUGGAGGUCAUUCUGCUGGACCACGAUGCCCCCCUGCCGCAACCCAAGAAGAAAACCCCCGCUACUGCUGCUGCUGCUGCUGCUGCUGCUGGUACCACCUCAUCGGCUGCUGGUUCAUCUGCUGCUGCUGCGAGAUCAGCAGCAGCAGGGAAGGGCGCAGGAUCAGAUGCCAAGGGGAAAGGUCUGGCUUCUGCUGCAAGUGCUGCCAGUGCUGCUUCCAAGCCUGCUCCUGCUGCCACCAAGGCCUCCUCAGGCUUCUCCCUCGCAGCCUCCUUCCAAAGCUUCAUGAUGGGAGCAACAGCCAAGCCCCAGGCAACUCCCCAGCAGCAGCAACAAAAGGCAAGGCAGCAAGCACCAGCGUCGUCCUCAGCCCCAGCUGGCUCUCGAACCGCUGCUGCUGGCGGCACUGGUGCUCAUGCUGGUGCCGGUGCUGGUGCUGGUGCUGGUGGUGCUGGUGCUGGUGCUGGUGCAGGGGGGCCAAAACACUCACUUGAGGGCAGUAGUGGUACCGGCAAAUCAAGAAAGGCAGAGGAGGAGGAGGAUAUGCACCCAGACAUCUUCAGUGACAGUGAUGAUGAUUAUGAUGAGCGAGGGGAGGAGGAGACGGAAGAGGUGGGGACUGGGCGUGGAGCAGGUGGAACAGGGAGGGUGGGGAAGGAGAGGAGGGAAACUCCUCCGCUGAUCGGUCUCGAGGAGGCUCCUGGUGUUCCCUCACCUGCAGCAGGCGUGGCAGCAGCGGCAGCAGGAGGCACAGCAGCAGCAUUGGGGAGAAUUGGGUCCCCAGCGGGCUCUGGCCUGAGCCUGACCUCCCUGGGAACAGCAGCAGCUGUUGCUGCUGCCAGCCCAGCAGCGGCAGCAGGAGCAGGAGCAGCAGGAAUGGCUGGGAGAACCUCGUCGCCCCUCCGUGGCACGUCCAACCCGGUAACCGCUGGUAACCAGGGCAUGGUAACCAGCCCAAGCCCGAGCUUCAGCCCCAGUCCCAGCCCGUCUCUGUCUGCUGUGGCUGCUGACCCAUCUGCUCUCUUCAUGGGAAGCCCUCUGCGUAAUGUGUCAAGCUCUGGGACACAGGCAGGGGCAGGGGGUGUGUUAGGGGCAGUGACAGGUGCAGGGGCAGGGGCAGCUAAUUCUGCUGCUGCUGCUGCAGGUUCUGCCAGUCCUGCUGUUAAAGCUGCUACUGUAGCAGUAACAGCAGCCAAGCCAGGAGCAGCGGCAGCAGGGGUGGGGGUAGGGGAGAGCAAGGAGAAGGACCUUCAGUUCUUUGGGCCGUCGAGUGACUUUGCCAUUGCUGCUGCCAGUGCUGCUGAUGCUUCAUUGUUCUCCUUUGGAGACGACGAGGAUGAUUUGGAGGAUUUUUAG